UGGAGCUGGGAGGAGGCGGCGGAAAGCGCGGAGGGGGCCGAGAAGGAGCAGGCAGGGCGCGGCUGCAUAAGCGGCAGGAGGAGGAGCCCGUCUGCACCCAGAGCCGGAGUUCCCCGGAUCCGCCCUCCGUGGCUGCUUGGAGUCUGCAGGGCGGUGUCAGAGGCCAGCGCUGCCCGCUGCAUGAACCGCGGCGGGUGUUUCUGCACCGGGGCUGAUCGGACUCGCUCCUGGACUUGAUCCUCUUCGGCUACAGAGGCAGGAGCAGGUGAGAGUUGGGAGAGGAAGAGUGAGGGGGAGACCAGCAGAGAAAUUGUUGGUGGUGCCAGAUAUAUUUAAAAAAAGGAAUCACAGAUUAAAAACAGGAGCACAAUUUAAGAAGACAAAUGGAUUACCUGCUUGUUAAAAAGGAAUUUUUUAAAAAUGGAGAAAGUAAGAGAAAGCAUCCCGUGUCCUCCGUGUAACAAAAGCUUCUUUUCUGAACCAAGCUUUAAACCUCAGUGGGAAGUGCAAGCAGGAAAGAAAUGAUAUGAAUGUUUGGACUGUGGAAAGAAAUUUAGCCAGAGAGGACAUCUAACUAUGCAUCUUAGAACCCACACUGGGGAAAAACCCUAUAAAUGCCUGGAGUGUGGAAAGAGAUUCAGCAGCAGUGGAUAUCUUGUCACACACCAUAGAACCCACACUGGGGACCAAUCACAUAAAUGCUUGGAGUGUGGAAAGAGCUUCAGCAGCAGUGGAUAUCUUACCACACACCACAGAACCCACACUGGGGAGAAACCCUAUAAAUGCUUGGAGUGUGGAAAGAGCUUCAGCACGAGUGGAUAUCUUAGGACACACCAUAGAACCCACACUGGGGAGAAACCGCAUAAAUGCUUGGAGUGUGGAAAGAGCUUCAGCACAAGUGGAAAUCUUUCAGCACACCAUAGAACCCACACUGGGGAGAAACCACAUAAAUGCUUGGAGUGUGGAAGGAGGUUCAGCAGCAGUGGAGAUCUUACUAAACACCACAGAAUCCACACUGGGGAGAAACCACAUACAUGCCUGGAGUGUGGAAGGAGCUUCAGCACGAGUGGACAUCUUACUACACACCACAGAAUCCACACUGAGGAAAAACCUUAUACAUGCUUUGAGUGUGGAAAGAGCUUCAGCAGGAGUGGACAGCUUACUACACACCACAGAAUCCACACUGGGGAAAAACCACAUAAAUGCUUGGAGAUUGGAAAGACCUUCAGCCAAAGAGGAGCUCUUACUGUACACUAUAGAACCCACACUGGAGAGAAACCAUAUACAUGCCUGGAGUGUGGAAAAAGCUUCAGCCAGAAUGGAGCUCUUGCUAUACAUCACAGAACCCACACUGGGGAGAAACCACAUAAAUGCUUGGAGUGUGGAAAGAGCUUCUGCACUAGUGGAAAUCUUACUACUCACCACAGAAUCCACACUGGGGAGAAAGCUUAUAAAUGCUUGGAGUGUGGAAAGAGCUUCAGCACAAGUGGAAAUCUUUCAACACACCAUAGAACCCACACUGGGGAGAAACCACAUAAAUGCUUAGAGUGUGGAAGGAGGUUCAGCAGCAGUGGAGAUCUUACUAAACACCACAGAAUCCACACCGGGGAGAAACCACAUAAAUGUCUGGAGUGUGGAAAGAGCUUCAGCAUGAGUGGAGAUCUUAAUAAACACCAUAGAACCCACACUGGGGAAAAACAACAUAAAUGCUUGGAGUGUGGAAAGAGCAUCAGCACAAGUGGACAUCUUACUAGACACCAUAGAACCCACACUGGGGAGAAACCACAUAAAUGCUUGGAGUGUGGAAGGAGGUUCAGCAGCAGUGGAGAUCUUACUAAACACCACAGAAUCCACACCGGGGAGAAACCACAUAAAUGUCUGGAGUGUGGAAAGAGCUUCAGCAUGAGUGGAGAUCUUAAUAAACACCAUAGAACCCACACUGGGGAAAAACAACAUAAAUGCUUGGAGUGUGGAAAGAGCAUCAGCACAAGUGGACAUCUUACUAGACACCAUAGAACCCACACUGGGGAGAAACCACAUUAAUGUUUCGAGUGUGGAAAGAGCUUCAGAAACAGAGGAGCCCUUACUAUAAACUAUAGAGCCCACACUGGAAGAAGGCGGUCACACCUUCCUGCACAUGCACAAAUUGAAACAGGUUAGACUGAAACUCAUGAGACUGCAGACAAGCCCGAGAAACACCCUCAAUUUGCGAAAUAUAAACCAUUCUGAGAAUUCUGCUUCUGAUUUGUCGUGCUUCCUCUUCAACUAUUUUAUACGUGUGUGUUGUAUCUGUGUUAUGAAUAAAUGUCCAUAAUUCA
Molecule: messenger RNA, 2318 nt
Organism: Hemicordylus capensis (graceful crag lizard)
Lineage: Eukaryota; Metazoa; Chordata; Lepidosauria; Squamata; Cordylidae
Product: zinc finger protein 420-like
Exons: 2
Coding region: 577-2043 (488 amino acids)
Biological process (GO): negative regulation of transcription by RNA polymerase II; regulation of immune system process; regulation of cytokine production
Source: RefSeq, a predicted model, not a curated record